CUUAUUUUAGGCUUCAAAUCUCCAAUUAAAUCGCACCGCAGGUAUUGUGAAUCAAUCAGUUGAAAGAAUACAGUUGAAAGGUGUUAUUGCUUGCUCAAAAGUCAACACUACCUACCAUACGCAUUUUAGAAAAAAAAAACCAUCACGCAACAAACUACCUCGCAAUUGACCCACCAAACUACCUCACAAUUGAUCCCUAACACGUAAACUCAACCAUGGCAACUAUCGCCUCAGCAUCCAAAGAAUACACCUUUAAAGUCGUGUUGACGAUUGGCGAAAAGCUCUACUUAAACGAAGAGAUGGCUGACUUUCAUUUCGUGUUUGAAUCAGAUGAUGGUCUAUUCGAGCGAAUUCCUGCGCAUAAGAACUUCUUAGCCACCGCAAGCGAUGUUUUCGGAAUAAUGUUCAAUGGAACAUGGGAGGAAACAAAGGAAGUUAAGAUAGUCGACGCUUUACCAUCUGCAUUCAGGGAAUUUUUGCAAUUUUCCUACUUGGAACGAGUAAAAGUGUCGAUGGAAAACGUGGCACAAGUCAUGAACUUAGGCGAAAAGUACAAUGUGGCGGAGUGUUUAAAAGUGUGUCAAGAUUUCCUAAAAUAUACUCUUACUAAUGAGAUAAUGUGCUGGGGCUAUGGAAUUACAAUACAUUUAAAUGAAAAAGAUUUAAUGGAAUUUUGUGAAGAAAACAUAAAAAAUCACGCGAGUGAAGUGUUUGCAUCAGCUAGUUUUCUGGACUGCGAUCGAAAAGUGUUGAGGCAUAUUUUGAAGUUGAAUUUAUUGUUCUGCACGGGAGCUGAAUUGAUUGAAGAAUAUAUGUCAUGGUUGAAAUCUGCCAGCAAACAGGAACAUUUGAAGAGGAAAAUUAUUCAAGAUUAUCUUGGUGAUUUGUUUUACGAAAUUCCGUUUGGAUCGAUGUUACUCAAGGAUUUCGCCGAAUUCGAUCGUUCAUACGAAGGGCUAUUGACAUACGAAGGACAUAGAGAGAUAAUUCAAAUGAUCGCUUCCACAAACUUUCAACCGAAAAUAUUCAGUGAACAUCGUAAAACAUUGUUUGGAUACAGUCCAAAAUGGAAUAAAAAUGCUGUGAUUACAUGCGAUCGAAGGAUUUGGAAAACGAAAAGUCCGUAUUUCAUCAAAAACAUUGAAACGACCACUUUUUCAACGGACAGAGCUAUAUUGUUGUGUGCAAUCAUUUGUGAAGAAUUAUCAGAGUGGAAUUAUAAUGGAUAUCAUUACACGGUGAAAAUUCCAACGGAAAUCACGAUUACUGAAAUCUUUGAAUCGACAACUUCAGGCGAAAAAGUCGUCGUAUAUAAUGGCAAGGCAAAUUUGGAUAACCAUACCGAUACACGCAUACAACUACCGCAACCGAUACCAAUCAAGCCCGGAUUUGUAUAUGAAAUUAGAAUGAAACAAGAUCCACCGGAAAAUUGUUGCACUCGUUUUUCAUUGACAUCCGAAGUGGAAAUUGAACCUGGAACCAUUGUAAAAUCCCAUCGUUCGAACGAAGAAAGUGAUGAAGCAAUGAGAGGAUUAAUUUGGAUACUUGAAUUCAACAGAAUUUAA
Messenger RNA from Sitodiplosis mosellana (orange wheat blossom midge), 1565 nucleotides. RefSeq names its product BTB/POZ domain-containing protein 6-B-like. The record is from RefSeq and is a predicted model, not a curated record. NCBI's taxonomy places the organism in Eukaryota, Metazoa, Arthropoda, Insecta, Diptera, Cecidomyiidae. Gene Ontology annotation, cellular component: cytosol. The transcript is spliced from 2 exons. Gene Ontology annotation, molecular function: protein binding. Gene Ontology annotation, biological process: neurogenesis. Bases 216 to 1565 code for a protein of 449 amino acids.